GCUGCUCCUUUGAUGAACACUACAGCAACUGUGGUUACAGCGUGGCCCUGGGGACCAAUGGGUUCACCUGGGAGCAGAUUAACACCUGGGAGAAGCCGAUGCUGGACCCAGCCGUGCCUACAGGGUCCUUCAUGAUGGUGAACAGCUCUGGAAGGGCCUCUGGCCAGAAAGCCCACCUUCUCCUGCCCACCCUGAAAGAAAACGACACCCACUGCAUCGAUUUCCAUUACUAUUUCUCCAGCCGUGACCGCUCCAGCCCAGGGGCCUUGAAUGUCUACGUGAAAGUGAACGGUGGGCCCCAGGGAAACCCAGUGUGGAACGUAUCCGGGGUCGUCACUGAGGGCUGGGUGAAGGCGGAACUGGCCAUCAGCACCUUCUGGCCACAUUUCUAUCAGGUGAUAUUUGAAUCCGUCUCUUUGAAGGGUCAUCCCGGCUACAUUGCAGUAGACGAGGUCCGGGUCCUUGCUCAUCCAUGCAGAAAAGCACCUCAUUUCCUGCGACUCCAAAAUGUCGAGGUGAAUGUGGGACAGAAUGCCACAUUUCAGUGCAUCGCUGGAGGGAAGUGGUCUCAGCAUGACAAACUUUGGCUCCAGCAAUGGAAUGGCAGAGACACGGCUCUCAUGGUCACUCGUGUGGUCAACCAUAGACGCUUCUCAGCCACAGUCAGUGUGGCAGACACUGCCCAGCGCAGUGUCAGCAAAUACCGCUGCGUGAUCCGCUCGGAUGGGGGGUCUGGUGUGUCCAACUACGCGGAGCUGAUCGUGAAAGAGCCUCCCACACCCAUUGCCCCCCCAGAGCUGCUGGCUGUGGGGGCCACCUACCUGUGGAUCAAGCCCAACGCCAAUUCCAUCAUCGGAGAUGGUCCCAUCAUCUUGAAGGAGGUGGAGUACCGUACCACCACGGGCACCUGGGCUGAGACCCACAUCGUUGACUCUCCCAACUAUAAGCUCUGGCACCUAGACCCUGACGUGGAAUACGAGAUCCGGGUGCUCCUCACACGGCCCGGUGAAGGGGGCACGGGACCUCCAGGGCCUCCCCUCACCACCAGGACCAAGUGUGCCGACCCUGUGCAUGGCCCGCAGAACGUAGAGAUCGUGGACAUCCGAGCCCGGCAGCUGACGCUGCAGUGGGAACCCUUCGGCUAUGCCGUGACUCGCUGCCACAGCUACAACCUGACGGUGCAGUACCAGUAUGUGUUCAACCAGCAGCAGUAUGAGGCCGAGGAGGUCAUCCAGACCUCCUCCCACUACACCCUACGGGGUCUGAGGCCCUUCAUGACCAUCCGGCUGCGGCUCCUGCUGUCCAACCCCGAGGGCCGAAUGGAGAGCGAGGAGCUGGUGGUGCAGACGGAGGAGGAUGUUCCAGGAGCUGUUCCUCUUGAAUCCAUCCAAGGGGGACCCUUUGAAGAGAAGAUCUACAUCCAGUGGAAACCUCCCAAUGAGACCAAUGGAGUCAUCACACUCUAUGAGAUCAACUACAAGGCUGUGGGCUCACUGGACCCAACUGCUGACUUGACCAGCCAAAGGGGCAAAGUAUUCAAACUCCGGAAUGAAACCCACCACCUCUUUGUGGGUCUCUACCCAGGAACUACCUACUCCUUUACCAUCAAGGCCAGCACAGCCAAGGGCUUUGGGCCUCCAGUCACCACUCGGAUUGCCACCAAGAUCUCAGCUCCAUCGAUGCCUGAAUAUGACACGGACAGUCCACUGAACGAGACAGACACAACCAUCACUGUGAUGCUGAAACCUGCCCAGUCCCGGGGAGCCCCUGUCAGUGUGUAUCAGCUAGUUGUCAAAGAGGAGCGACUUCAGAAGUCCCGGAGGGCCGCUGACAUCGUUGAGUGCUUCUCAGUACCUGUGAGCUACAGAAACGCCUCUAACCUUGACUCUCUGCACUACUUUGCUGCUGAGCUGAAGCCCGCCAACCUUCCUGUCACCCAGCCGUUUACAGUGGGUGACAACAAGACCUACAAUGGCUACUGGAACCCUCCCCUCUCCCCACUGAAAAGCUACAGCAUCUACUUCCAGGCACUCAGCAAAGCAAAUGGAGAGACCAAAAUCAACUGUGUUCGUCUGGCUACAAAAGGCGCCUCCACCCAGAAUUCCAACACCGUGGAGCCAGAGAAGCAGGUGGACAACACCGUGAAGAUGGCCGGUGUGAUCGCUGGCCUCCUCAUGUUCAUCAUUAUUCUCCUGGGGGUGAUGCUUACCAUCAAAAGGAGAAGAAAUGCUUAUUCCUACUCCUAUUACUUGAAGCUGGCCAAGAAACAGAAGGAGACACAGAGUGGAGCCCAGAGGGAGAUGGGACCUGUGGCCUCAGCUGACAAACCCAACACCAAGCUCAGUGCCAACCGCAAUGAUGAAGGCUUCUCCUCUAGUUCUCAGGACGUUAAUGGAUUCAAUGGCAGCCGUGGCGAGUUGUCUCAGCCCACCCUCACCAUCCAGACUCAUCCCUACCGAACCUGCGACCCCGUGGAGAUGAGCUAUCCCCGCGACCAGUUCCAGCCUGCCAUCCGGGUGGCCGACCUCCUGCAGCACAUCACGCAGAUGAAGAGAGGCCAGGGCUACGGGUUCAAGGAGGAAUAUGAGGCCUUACCAGAAGGACAGACAGCUUCAUGGGACACAGCUAAGGAAGACGAAAACCGCAAUAAGAAUCGAUACGGGAACAUCAUUUCCUAUGACCAUUCCCGAGUGAGGCUGCUGGUACUGGAUGGAGACCCACACUCUGACUAUAUCAAUGCCAACUACAUUGAUGGGUACCAUCGGCCCCGGCACUACAUUGCCACUCAAGGUCCCAUGCAGGAGACAGUGAAAGACUUUUGGAGAAUGGUGUGGCAGGAGAACUCGGCCAGCAUUGUCAUGGUCACAAACCUCGUCGAGGUGGGCAGGGUGAAGUGUGUACGAUACUGGCCAGAUGACACAGAGGUCUAUGGAGACAUUAAAGUCACCCUGAUCGAAACAGAGCCCCUGGCAGAAUACGUCAUCCGCACCUUCACUGUCCAGAAGAAAGGCUACCAUGAAAUCCGGGAACUCCGCCUCUUCCACUUCACCAGCUGGCCUGACCACGGUGUCCCCUGCUAUGCCACAGGCCUGCUAGGCUUCGUCCGCCAGGUCAAGUUCCUCAACCCCCCCGAAGCUGGGCCUAUCGUGGUCCACUGCAGUGCUGGAGCUGGGCGGACAGGCUGCUUCAUUGCCAUCGACACCAUGCUCGACAUGGCUGAGAACGAAGGGGUGGUGGACAUCUUCAACUGUGUACGUGAGCUCCGAGCACAGAGGGUCAACCUGGUACAGACAGAGGAGCAGUAUGUGUUUGUGCACGAUGCCAUCCUGGAAGCAUGCCUCUGUGGCAACACCGCCAUCCCUGUGUGUGAGUUCCGCUCUCUCUACUAUAACAUCAGCAGGCUGGACCCUCAGACAAACUCCAGUCAGAUCAAAGAUGAGUUUCAGACACUCAACAUCGUCACCCCUCGUGUCCGACCUGAGGAUUGCAGCAUUGGACUCCUGCCCCGGAACCAUGAUAAGAACCGGAACAUGGAUGUCCUGCCUCUGGACCGCUGCCUGCCUUUCCUCAUCUCAGUGGACGGAGAGUCCAGCAACUACAUCAACGCAGCACUGAUGGAUAGCCACAAGCAGCCUGCUGCCUUUGUGGUCACCCAGCACCCUCUACCCAACACCAUGACAGACUUCUGGAGGCUGGUCUUCGAUUACAACUGCUCCUCUGUGGUGAUGUUGAAUGAGAUGGACACUGCCCAGCUCUGUAUGCAGUACUGGCCCGAGAAGACAUCCGGUUGCUAUGGGCCCAUCCAGGUGGAGUUUGUCUCUGCAGACAUUGAGGAGGACAUCAUCCACAGAAUAUUCCGCAUUUGUAACAUGGCUCGGCCACAGGAUGGCUAUCGUAUAGUCCAGCACCUCCAGUACAUAGGCUGGCCUGCCUAUCGGGACACCCCUCCAUCCAAGCGCUCUCUGCUCAAAGUGGUCCGACGGCUGGAGAAGUGGCAGGAGCAGUACGAUGGGAGGGAGGGACGCACUGUGGUCCACUGCCUAAACGGGGGAGGCCGCAGUGGGACGUUCUGCGCCAUCUGCAGUGUGUGUGAGAUGAUCCAGCAGCAAAACAUCAUUGACGUGUUCCACAUCGUGAAAACCCUGAGGAACAACAAAUCCAACAUGGUGGAGACCCUGGAACAGUAUAAAUUUGUAUACGAGGUGGCACUGGAAUAUUUAAGCUCCUUUUAGCCCAAUGGAAUGAGGGAACCUGCUGGAAUCCAGAGACUGCUGCAGC
Messenger RNA from Dipodomys ordii (Ord's kangaroo rat), 4278 nucleotides. It is a transcript of the gene Ptprt, whose product is annotated as protein tyrosine phosphatase, receptor type, T. Lineage: Eukaryota; Metazoa; Chordata; Mammalia; Rodentia; Heteromyidae. The transcript has 30 exons. The record is from RefSeq and is a predicted model, not a curated record. Gene Ontology annotation, cellular component: membrane. Gene Ontology annotation, molecular function: protein tyrosine phosphatase activity; protein binding. Gene Ontology annotation, biological process: protein dephosphorylation. The coding region runs from base 99 to 4232 and encodes 1377 amino acids.